Molecule: messenger RNA, 717 nt
Organism: Guillardia theta CCMP2712
Lineage: Eukaryota; Cryptophyceae; Pyrenomonadales; Geminigeraceae
Exons: 4
Coding region: 1-717 (238 amino acids)
Cellular component (GO): membrane
Source: RefSeq, a predicted model, not a curated record
AUGCCGGGCAUGAGAGCCAUGGACUGGAACAGCCUUGGAAAGAUGGACCAGCUCACUCCCCAGGUGCAGAGGCACCUUACCAAGGUCUAUGCUGCCCUCUCGGGGGCGCUGCUCGCGGCUGUGCUGGGAGCCUACUACGGGUGGAAGUUUGCGGUGACCGGAGUCUGGACUCAGAUCGCCUUGUUCGGAUGCAUCAUUGGGCUGAGCAUGAUUCAAGAUGUGUAUAAUCGGCUCAUCGUUUUCCAUGCCGCUGGCUUCCUUAUGGGAUGCAACUUAAGUCCUCUUCUGGCUAUGGUCGCAUUUCACAAUCCUCAGCUGAUAGUUACUGCUCUCAUGGGAACUGCCAUGAUUUUUAUAUGCUUCUCCCUAUCUGCAAUGUACGCGAAGCGUCGUCACUUCCUUUACUUGGGAGGCAUGCUUGGGUCCGCAAUGUCGAUUCUGUUCACCUUCAGAUUUCUCAACUUCAUCAUGGGUGGCACCUUGUCUGCUGGCCUUUACGAGAUUGAGCUCUACGGAGGAUUGUUCAUGUUCAUGGCGUAUGUCAUCUUCGACACUCAGAUGAUUAUUGAAGAUGCAUAUGCUAAUCGCAAGGACUUUGUCGCUCAUGCCAUGGAGCUUUUGAUCGAUUUUGUUGCGAUCUUUGUCAGACUCCUUGUAAUUCUUACAAGGAAUGCGGAGAGGAAAAGGGAAGAGGAGAGACGUAAGGAACGUCAAUAA